ACAAUUAGUAAGCUUAGGCAGCCACUAGCUACUACAGUCUUCCUCUGACUUGCAUAUUCGGGCAUAGCCAAGAAUUAACUUUUCCUUUAGGCCAGACUAAAUUAGACCCACUUGUAUUAUGAAAUCAAUAUAUAAACUGAACCCUCAUCUUCAAAUUGUACCUUGAGAGUGCCUUUGUUUUCUUUUCUUUCAUAAAAAACCUUGAGAGAAAAAAUGGAGAGAAAAAGCAAAAGAAUGAUGACGGUGCUGUUGCUUUCGCUAGCCAUGCUUGCGACAACUUUUCAAGAGUGUCUCUCGGAUUCAAGUCAGCCUCCAAGCAAGCGAAUGUCAACCAAGUCAACGCCUCCUCGAAAUGCUGGCUCAACUAUUGUUUUUCCUAUUACCGGGAAUGUUUAUCCUCAUGGGGGCUACUCUGUGUCUCUUCAAAUAGGCAACCCACCCAAGAACUUCGAGCUUGAUUUUGACACUGGCAGUGACCUCACUUGGGUUCAAUGUGAAGCACCUUGUCAAAAUUGUACGCAGCCUCGCGGUUCUCUCUACAAACCCAAUAACAACUUUAUCUCCUCUGACGAUCCCCUUUGCAAAGCUAUUCAAGCGUCGGGAAAACCCCUGAAUAAGAGUCCAAAUGACCUAUGUAACUACAAGAUUGAGUAUGCUGAUCAUAGUUCAUCCCGCGGAGUGUUGGUUAGCGACCAGUUUUCUCUAAGACCUACCAAGGGCUCUCAGCUUAGUCCCCGUUUAGGCUUCGGAUGUGGAUAUGACCAAAAAUAUUCUGGUCCAUACCCUCAUCCGUCUACAGCUGGGGUUCUUGGUCUCGGCAAUGGCAAAGCAGGCAUUAUGUCACAAAUGAAUGCCCUGCAUCUAACACGGAACGUUUUAGGACAUUGUUUAAGUGGGCAAGGAGGAGGUUUUCUAUUUCUGGGAGACGAUUUUGUUUCACCUUCAGGCAUAGUCUGGACACCAAUGUCACACGGUUCGUCGGGGAAACAGUACUCGUCGGGACCGGCAGAACUUCUAUACGAUCGUAAGGCUACUGGUGUAAAGGGCCUUCAAGUAAUUUUUGACAGUGGCAGCACCUACACCUACUUUGAUCCCCAAGCUUACAAAACCACCCUGGACAUGGUGAGAAGAGAAUUGAGUAGAGAUUUGAAAGGGAAGCCAUUAAUAGAAACGAGAGAUCCAGCCCUCUCGAUCUGCUGGAAAGGCCCAAAACCUUUCAAAACUGUUAGUGAUGUCAAGGACUACUUCAAGCCCCUGCAGCUGAGCUUCACAGUGGCGAAAAAUGCCCUCCUGGAGCUAUCUCCUGGAGCUUAUCUCAUUGUCUCAGAACUUGGAAAUGUGUGCUUGGGAAUUUUGAAUGGUGCUGAAGCAGGGCUGCAAGAUUUAAACCUUAUUGGGGACAUUUCUAUGCAAGACAAAUUGGUAAUCUACAACAACGAGAAGCAGCAGAUUGGAUGGGUUUCUUCAAAUUGCAAUAGGCUACCCAAGCCCUGAGCAAUUAGAUGGUUGAAGAAAGCUCUCUCUGCAUGAAUCAGUUUGGGGAAGAAAAGUUAAACAUAUUUCAUUAGCUAAAAGAAAUCAAUGUAAAGAACAUUCCCCUAUUCCCACCAUCCACUAAGAAAUAAACAAAUACAAAUGAAAAUUUUCUCCA
Molecule: messenger RNA, 1651 nt
Organism: Mangifera indica (mango)
Lineage: Eukaryota; Viridiplantae; Streptophyta; Magnoliopsida; Sapindales; Anacardiaceae
Product: aspartic proteinase Asp1-like
Exons: 8
Coding region: 214-1494 (426 amino acids)
Biological process (GO): proteolysis
Molecular function (GO): aspartic-type endopeptidase activity
Source: RefSeq, a predicted model, not a curated record